Messenger RNA from Habropoda laboriosa, 1479 nucleotides. RefSeq names its product RING finger protein 37. The transcript is spliced from 2 exons. Gene Ontology annotation, biological process: protein polyubiquitination. NCBI's taxonomy places the organism in Eukaryota, Metazoa, Arthropoda, Insecta, Hymenoptera, Apidae. Gene Ontology annotation, molecular function: ubiquitin protein ligase binding; zinc ion binding; ubiquitin-ubiquitin ligase activity. The coding region runs from base 1 to 1479 and encodes 492 amino acids. The record is from RefSeq and is a predicted model, not a curated record. Gene Ontology annotation, cellular component: nucleus.
AUGUUUUUUAACUUUUGUGAUUCUCGUUUGAGGCCAGAAAUUCAGUGUAGUACUGUUAGCACAGAAGGAUAUGAAGUCACCAAUUUAAUAAAUGAUUCUGACAAAGGAUUUUUAGCUUAUGCUUGUAUUAAGCCUCCUGUAAAUAUUGAUAUUACUUUUUUGUGCAAUAUAUGUGUUAGCCAUAUUUUAAUUUGGCCACAAGUUGGUUUACAAAAGUCAUCAGGUUUUCAAUUAUAUGCCAAAACAAGUAAUGACAACAGUGUGCCUUAUUCUUUAUUAGCUAAUGGAUUUUUGGAUUCCUCAAAUACUGGAUUGCUAUUUUAUCCAUCUACUGUUAAUCCUGAAACAAUUUCUGUUCCUCCAAACUUCUUAAAACGCUAUAUAAAACCUUCUUUGCGUUACUUGUCAACAUAUAUAAGCAGUUUAAGAAUAUGCAUAUGCAAAACAGAAAAUUCAGUACCUGCAUUAGGUAAGAUUGAAGUAUGGGGAACAGUGUCACCACGUUGUGGAAAAGACACAGUGGCUAGUGUUUUUACUUUGUGGUCCAAACAACAAUCAUCCAUAAUUGAAUCUGUGGAAAAAUCUGAGGUCUCUAAUUUACCUGUUACUACUACAGAUAGCAAAGAAACAUUAGAAUCAUCUUUACAAGUUCCAGAAUGUUUCUUAGAUGCUAUUACUUAUGAAAUCAUGACACAGCCAAUUUUAUUGCCAAGUGGAAAAAUAAUUGAUCAGAGUACAUUAUUAAAACAUGAGGAAACUGAAGCACUAUGGGGAAGAAGAUUAACAGACCCCUUCACUGGUUUACCAUUUAGUGAAGAUCGCAAACCUGUUAUAGCAAGUGCUUUAAAAAUAAGAAUAGAUAAAUUUUUAUUGGAAAAUAGCAAUAUGGAAGAAAUUAAGAAAUUGCCAAGAGUUUUAGGCCGUGCAGCACCUUUGAAUGUAACACACAAAAAAGUAGCAGAAGUUCCUAAAUAUGUAUUAAAGAGGAGUAUGAUAAAUAGAACUGUAAGUAAUACUAAACCAAAGCUGCCUUGUUCUGCAGUAUCAAAUAUACAAGCACGUAAGAAAGUCUGCCAUAAACUACCAGUUGUUGUAAUGUCUCAAAAACGAAGUACUUCUACUUUAACUAACUUAGCAAAGAGAAGAAUGACUGCUAGUUCUUCUGUACCAGUGUGCAAAGAAGUAGAAAGUGAAAAAAGAGAUGAUUCUACUGAUGUAGUGGACUUGACUGAUGAUAAUGAAACAGAGUUUGAUCUUAAUACAGCAGUACCUCAUUUAAAACGUUUUAAUAACAUACCAGAGAAGAAUGAUUCAAGUCCUACAUUAAAUAGUUGUUCCUGUUGCCCUAGUGGCACUUUUUAUCGGCUUCCAUGCAAACAUGUAUUAUGUAGGAAAGUUCUAACAUCUAUUGAAAAUAAUCAAUGCACAACUUGCGGUACACCUUAUAAAAAUAGCGAAAUAGAACGGUUUCACGAAUAG